AUGAAACCGUUGGUAUUUUUGUAUCGAAAGCAACGCUCAUGGCUGAAUGGAUAAACUUUAGCUUGGAAUGUACAGGGUGCGACAAGUAUACCGAAUUUGUGGGUACACCCUCUACGUUACUUAUAUUUCACAUAUCCCAACCCUCGUUUUAACGCAACGUGUUCUUUAGUUGAAUAAAAAAGAAAGAAAAUUGUGUCAAGGUAGGGAGCGAAUCAUGGAGUAAGAAUUUCAAAGAAAAUUGUCACCGUCAUUGGUUUUUAUUUUUACAUUCGUUAUUCAGGAUAUCCCUACACGAGUUUCAGACUUUCGAAAAACGUCAAGCUGUUAUUCUCGGUGACAUUCCAUUAACGUGAAAAACGUACGAUGCUUAAAAUAAUUUUUAUUAAAUUCUGAAUUCAAAGAAAGGCCACGUUUUGUUUAUUUAACAAUAGAGAAUCACGAUUGUAUUUUUAUUACAUCAGAUAUUACAUUGGCAAUUUUCCAGUAUUUUGCACUUAGUUCUGCAGUUGGACCAAAUCCUAAUUCUCAGUUAUAAAAAUGCUAUCAAGCCAUAUAUGUUGGAUCUAAGUAGUUACUUUGUAACUCUAAUGCAAAUUCUUUAUGGAUAUAUAUCUAUCUCUCGUUUCACGAACCUACAGGCUAACGAAAAAAACUCGUUUAUCUCGUUGGCAACAACUUGAUAAACGAGAUUAAUUGUAAUGGAGGGUGGUUGGUAUUUGGUGUUUAAGGUGGUUCACUGUCGGAGCAAUCUCCACGUGCUGUGACCUAGUAAUCGAUACUGUUCUUUAAACAUUUAGUAGGAGGUAGUCUUCAGACGGCGAUAUCGAAAGUUAUUUUUGAAUAUUUUCCUCUGCAGUAAUUUUUUACUUAUCAACCCCUGCGAUCCGUCAACCAUUUGGACCCAACGCGGUUACUAAGAUCACCGUUUUGAAUUGUAGAGUGCGCAGCGAAACAGCUGACGGAAAUGAGAUUUUGAUUGAACCAUUCGUCGAUAACGUAGGAUGAAAAAUACGCAUGGUAGUUCUUUAGGUUUCCGGCUGUCAUCGUAGACAGAUAUAACAUGUAAGUUACGGUACGAGUAUGCUACUUUGCAGCAAUAAUCAUCAGAAAAUGUUCGUACGUUAAAAAGUAACCUGCUUGUUAAAUGAUCCUGUGUAUUAAUAGCAAAUCAGUUUCUACGUCUCAUAUAAAACAUUUGAAUCGUAUGAACAUGCCUUAACCGAACUCACGAAAAGCUCACAUGUUAGAACGCGGAGCUGUCAUUCUGGGAUAGUAAACAGAAAGCGAAUUUCAUCGUUCGAUUAAUUGAACGAUUAAAAAUGUCCGUGACCGAGGAAAGAAUUCAAGAAUUAAACAGACGGUUUCUGGAAUUUAUGAACAAAAGUGAAAAUGUGGAAUCAGCGACGAAAGAGAUCUAUGAAGAUCUUUUGGAUGAGGUUUUAAUGGGGUUUGUUUUCGACGUGCAUCGUACUACAAAAACUGGUAGCUCAGAUGUUGAGGAGGGUAUACCUGAUGACGAAUCGUAUGCUAUCGUAGAUUCCCCGGGAUUGGAUGUUUUUGGUCAGCAUCCUGUGAAAAAAUCUCAGGAAUGUAACUGUCCAAAUUGUGACAGAGGAGUGGCAGCUUGUCGCUUUGCUACUCAUUUAGAAAAAUGCAUGGGUAUGGGUAGAAACAGUUCAAGGAUUGCAUCAAGGCGUAUAGCAAAUAAUUCAAAGGAUUUAAGUAAUUUUAGCGGUGGUAUAAGCGACGACGACGACGAUGUCGAUUGGAGUUUAAAUAAUGAUAAACGUAAACGUCGAAAAGAUCGUAAUGGUAUAAAAAGGACAAAACAGCAAAAGAAUAAUCAAAGAAAUGGAGAAAGUAUUAACGAGCAUAUUCACAGUAGCAAUGAAAAUUCUCCAUCAAAUUAUGAAAACAUGUCUUUAGAAGAUAAAAGGAUUUUGUUAACUCAGAUUUGUGGUGUAAUAUCUGAACAUACCAAAAAAUUAUGUACAAGAUCUAUGCGCUGUCCGCAACAUACAGAAGAUCAAAGAAAAGAAAUGAGAGCAAAUUUAGAAUCUGGAAAUACUACACAGAGUGGCCAAGAUAAUCUUCAUGUGGAUGUAGAUACCUAUGAAGAGGGAGAUGGACAGAACUUAAGGGAAGCUUUGGCACGUUGGGAUCGCGAAGGAUCCAGUCAUUCGAGCCCAGCAGAUUCUACGUCCACAACGUCGACAUCUUCGAUAAGUAGAAAACGGGAAACAAAAACGAAAGGCAAAGGUAAAGGUUCUAAACGUGACCGUGGAUCACCCAUUUCUCAAGGAGAUUAAAAUAGUAUAUGUAACUUAUUUUUUAGUAAUAAGAACUUUCUAACAGGGAAAAUUAUGUAAUAAUAAUGUUCCUAUGCAUUGUACAAAGCUUCAAGAAUACACAUUAUUUAACCUGAAA
This is a messenger RNA of Osmia lignaria (orchard mason bee), 2427 nucleotides long. It is a transcript of the gene Sgf11, whose product is annotated as SAGA associated factor 11kDa. Gene Ontology annotation, molecular function: transcription coactivator activity. The record is from RefSeq and is a predicted model, not a curated record. Gene Ontology annotation, cellular component: DUBm complex; SAGA complex. NCBI's taxonomy places the organism in Eukaryota, Metazoa, Arthropoda, Insecta, Hymenoptera, Megachilidae. Gene Ontology annotation, biological process: regulation of transcription by RNA polymerase II; positive regulation of DNA-templated transcription.